This is a messenger RNA of Rhodofomes roseus, 949 nucleotides long. RefSeq names its product AMMECR1 domain-containing protein. The record is from RefSeq and is a predicted model, not a curated record. Lineage: Eukaryota; Fungi; Basidiomycota; Agaricomycetes; Polyporales; Fomitopsidaceae. Bases 156 to 896 code for a protein of 246 amino acids. The transcript is spliced from 3 exons.
UACGCCUGAUCGGGCGAUCUCACCUGCUGCAGUGAGCCAUUCGCCGAGCGAUCCUUAAACAGCCUGUGGUCGCCCCCUGUCGUUCUUCCGCUUUGUCUCACUCUACCUUCAACGAGCUCGCUGUUCGGUGUACUUGACUUCUGAUCAGCCUGGCCAUGGCUCUCAUCCCGCCGAACCCAGCCGUUGAUCUCGUAGAGGACGACGGGACGGUCUGCACAAAGGAGCAUUGCUUCCGAUGCUUUGAUGCGCUCUUCUGUGCGCUGACCGGGCACAAGGCCGUCGCACCCAAGUUUCCAGACGAGAAAUACCCGCUUUUUGUCACCUGGAACACCAGGUCGUCCCGCCCCGGCCGCCCGCCCAGGUUGCGAGGCUGCAUCGGGACGUUUGAGGCGGUCCCUAUACGGGAGGGCUUGGCUGAGUAUGCCCUGAUCAGUGCGUUCGAAGACCAUCGAUUCAGGAAGAUAGAGGAGCGGGAGCUGGAGACCUUGGAAUGCGGAGUCUCGCUCCUCACUGACUUUGAGGACGGUUCGUCGUACCUCGACUGGACGAUUGGUGUGCACGGCAUCCGCAUCUCGUUCCCGCAUCCUUCUCUACUCCCAGCCGGGGCUGAAUCUCCCUCCGAGGCACCCUCUCCUUACGCAUCGUCCACCUCUGUGCCCACUAGAAGCGCGCUGAAGCACAAGUUCUUCGCGACAUACCUCCCACAGAUCGCCCCGGAGCAAGGCUGGGACAAGAUCGAGACAGUAGACAGUGCGAUCCACAAGGCAGGUUGGAACGGUCGCAUCACCGAGGAUAUCCGCCGCAGUGUGAAGCUGCGCCGAUACCAGAGCCGGAAGUGCACCGCAAGCUGGGAGGAGUACGUCCAGUGGCGGACGGAGCACGGCGGUUCCAUGUAAUCACUCGUGGUUUUGCAGCAUGGACUAGCACCUUCCUCACAUAUGUAAAGCAU